This is a messenger RNA of Trypanosoma conorhini, 2190 nucleotides long. RefSeq lists its product as uncharacterized. Gene Ontology annotation, molecular function: GTPase activator activity; small GTPase binding. The record is from RefSeq and is a predicted model, not a curated record. The transcript has a single exon. NCBI's taxonomy places the organism in Eukaryota, Euglenozoa, Kinetoplastea, Trypanosomatida, Trypanosomatidae. Gene Ontology annotation, biological process: nucleocytoplasmic transport; activation of GTPase activity. The coding region runs from base 1 to 2190 and encodes 729 amino acids. Gene Ontology annotation, cellular component: nucleus; cytosol; perinuclear region of cytoplasm.
AUGUUUGCCUCCGUGGGGGUCUCGGAGGAGCAGGUCUUCGGCGACCUCUACCUCGCCUGGCUGAAGGACACCGGGGAGAAGAACAGCAACGACUCCCGCAAGCUCUUCCGCGAGCUGAUGGAGCACGGCUUUAGGGAACGCCAGAUUGUGCUGCGCAAGGAGCGCCUGGGCGCCAACGCCGCCGCGAGCCUCGCCUCGCUGCUGCACCGCUCCCCCCUGACGCGCCUCGACCUGCACGGCAACACGCUGCGCGACAGCGGGUGCGAGAUGGUGGCGCACCUCGUCCGCGACCUCCCGAACCUUCUCUACCUCGACCUCGGCGCCAACGACAUCGGCCCGCAGGGCAUCCAGGCCCUCAGCUACGUCGUCGCCGCGCACAAGAAGCUGCAGACCCUCAUCCUCGGCUCCGCCGCGCAGGACGCCUACGCCAACCGCAUCAACGCCGCAAGCGCCACGAGCCUCCUGGAGGGCUGCCUGCGGAGCCGCACGCUGCGCCACCUUGACCUCAGCGGCAGCACCAUUGGCGAACCCGACGACCGCAGCCGGCUCUACGGUGCGGCGGGCGCGGUGGAGUUUAACGUCGCCCCGCCGUUGCGGUUCUCUAGCCGGCCGUCCUCCUCCGUGGCGCGUCGAAAUCAGGCGUCGUCGACAACGCAGGCGUCCUCCAGCGGUAAAGGGCCCGACGGCGGCGGCGGCGGCGCGGCGGGUGCUGGCGGUGCUGGGAGCGGGGCGACGGACGACGCCGAGAGCGGCCUCGACGGCCACUUGAGGCGCCCCAUUGAUGUGCUGGCGGAGUUGAUCCGCACCUCGGCGACGCUGACGACGCUGAAGUUGCGCGAGGUGCGGCUCACCACCGACGCCGCCCUCCGCAUCAUUCACGCCGCGAUGGAGAGUGCCAGUUUCGCGUUUGUGGAUCUUUCAGGCAACCUACUCACCGGGCCCGUGGGCGACGCCUUUGGGGAACUCGUGUGGGGCCGUACGAAGAAGCAGCGGCCAUCCGGGUUGCACACCAUUUUGCUAAGCAACAACCCUCUGAUGGAGCCAAACUGCGGCAUGCCUCCACCGCGGCUCUUUUCUGCACUCUCCAGCGAUCGCCUGGUGGUCUGCCUGCACUUAGACAACUGCGGCGUGGACGACGCCGCGAUUGUGCCGCUCUGCCGUGCGUUGGGCACGAACGGCGCGUUGCAGUCGCUCCACCUGGACCACAACGCCAUCACAUCGGACGGCGCCGUCAUGCUGGCCCGUGCCCUUUGCCGACACAUCUACCUCCAGGACGUCUCCCUGGAGGGCAACAUCAUACGGGACGAGGGCAUCUGCGCCUUUGCGAGCAUGCUAGAGAUGAACCAGACGUUGUUAUCGCUUAAUUUGGCCCACACGUGGAUGGGCGAGCGCGCCCUCGUGGCGCUCGGCGUGGCGCUCGUGGACAACAGAACCCUGCGGCGACUCAACAUUGGCGAGAAUCACUUCACGGAGGACGCCACGGAGGCCUUCGCCGCGCUGCUGGAGAGCAACCACCACCUGCUUCGCUGCAGAAUGAACGGGAACAGCAUCGGCCACCACACGGUGCUGCGCAUUGAGAAGACCACCGCCCGCAACCGCGAGGCCUACCGGAACCUCGAGAAGGACGAUCUCGAGAAGGACGUCAUCCACCUUCACUACCAGAUGUACAAGCUGGACGAGGCCCGCGCGGAGCUGGAGAACCUGCAGCGGAAGAAGAUGGAGCUCGGAAGGGCCCUGGAGGCGCUCGAGGCGCAGUUCAAGCAGGACCGGGCCGACGCCGAGAAGAGGGAGCGGAGCCUGCAGGAGACGCUCGAAAACUGCAUCGCACAGGAGGCACACUGCCUCGACGAGAAGAAGCGCCUCGACGGCGAGUUGGAGCAGGCGCAGAAGCAGAUCGAGAUUGACAUGGAGCUCGCAAAGGAGCGGCUCGAGGCGGAGGUAGCAGUGCGGGAGAAGAUCGAGGAGGAGCACCGCCAGCUGAAGCUGCAGCUCGAUGACGUGCUGAACAACGGGCCCCAGCGUGAGGCGGCGAAGCGGCAGUAUCUGCAGGACGUGAACGAGGACUGCCAGCGGUGGACGAUGCAGCUGAAGGAGUACCGCAGCGCCACUCUCGAAGAGCAGGCGGCCGUGAAUCAACUGCUGGAGAAGGAAAAGGCGGGAAAGAAGGGCAAAAAGGGAAAGAAAGCCUAA